This is a messenger RNA of Pezoporus flaviventris, 2397 nucleotides long. RefSeq names its product Bardet-Biedl syndrome 7 (gene BBS7). The transcript is spliced from 19 exons. The record is from RefSeq and is a predicted model, not a curated record. Gene Ontology annotation, biological process: intracellular protein localization; intracellular transport; non-motile cilium assembly. Gene Ontology annotation, cellular component: membrane; ciliary basal body; axoneme. The coding region runs from base 33 to 2180 and encodes 715 amino acids. Lineage: Eukaryota; Metazoa; Chordata; Aves; Psittaciformes; Psittacidae. Gene Ontology annotation, molecular function: protein binding.
UGGGAGCUCCGGGGCUGCGUCCCGUCGGCGCUAUGGAGCUGAGCCUGGCCCGCGUGGACUACCUGCAGGUGGGGGUGACGGCGCAGAAGACAAUGAGGCUGCUUCCCGCGUCGGGGCGAAAGGCCACGCAGAAGGUGGUUGUUGGAGAUCAGGAUGGGGUCAUUACAUGUUUUGGCAUAAAAAAAGGAGAAGCUGUGCCAGUGUUCAAGACACUGCCAGGCCAAAAAAUUGCAAGAUUGGAAUUGGGAGGGGCUCUUAAUACACCACAAGAAAAAAUCUUUGUGGCUACAGGAUCAGAAGUGAGAGGUUUCACAAAAAGAGGGAAGCAGUUUCUUUCGUUUGAAACUAACCUUACUGAAAACAUCAAAGCUAUGCAUAUUUCAGGAGCAGAUCUCUUUCUUUGUGCAAGCUACAUCUAUAACCAUUACUGCGACUGCAAAGACCAUCAUUACUACCUCUCAGGAGAUAAAAUCAAUGAUGUUCUCUGCCUUCCUGUACAGAAAGUGAAUUGCAUUACACCAGUACUUGCGUGUCAAGAUAGAGUCCUGAGAGUUUUACAGGGAUCUGAUUUACUGUAUGAAGUGGAAGUUCCUGGACCACCUGCUGUUCUUGCUCUAAAUGGAAAUGGGGGUGAUUCUGGAGAAGAAAUUGUGUAUGGAACUUCUGAUGGUAAACUGGGUCUUACUCAGAUUACUGGUACCAAGCCUGUACCCAAGUGUGAAGUUGGAAAUGACAAAAAGAGAGGAGGUAUAUUGUGUAUUGAUAGUUUUGACAUUCUGGGAGAUGGAGUUAAAGAAUUACUUGUUGGACGAGAUGACGGAAUGCUAGAAAUCUAUAACUUUCAAAGUGCAGAUGAUCUCGUUCUUCAAUAUGAUCAUGCUUUACCGGAGAGCAUUACAUCAAUCCAGGGUGGCUGUGUAGGAAAAGAUGGAUACGAUGAAAUUUUAGUAUGCACAUACUCGGGCUGGCUGACAGGACUGACUACAGAACCUGUCCAUAGAGAAGGUGGAUCAGGUGAAGAACUAAAAUUAAGUCAAGAAAUGCAGAGCAAGAUUUCAUCCUUAAGGAAUGAACUGCAACACUUGCAGAUGAAAGUACUUCAGGAACGUGAAAAGUAUCAGCAGUCUUCUCAAUCCAGUACUGCUAUUUCAUCAGUACCUGCAUUUAAUGUGAAUGAUAAGUUUACAUUGACUAAGGAUGAUGCUAGUUACAGCCUCAUCUUGGAGGUGCAGACAGCUAUAGAUUAUGUCCUGGUGCAGAGUGAUGUCCCAGUAGACUUGCUGGAUGUGGAUAAAAAUUCUGCUGUUGUUAGUUUUAGCAGCUGUGAUUCCGAGCCAAAUAGCAACUUUCUUCUUGCAACUUACCGAUGCCAAGCAAAUACUACGAGGCUUGAACUUAAGGUUCGGUCUAUUGAAGGUCAGUAUGGGACACUUCAAGCAUAUAUAACUCCAAAAAUUCAACCAAAAACUUGCCAAGUUCAUCAAUAUCAAAUUAAACCACUUUCGCUUCAUCAAAGAACUCAUUCUAUUGACCAUGACAGACCCAUGAAUACACUGAUGCUCAAAGGCCAGUUCAGUUUUGCUGAAAUUCACUCAUGGGUUGUGUUUUGCUUGCCUGAGGUGCCUGAAAAGACUCCCGCUGGAGAGAGCAUCACCUUUUAUUUUCAGAACACCUUCCUGGGUACGCAGCUUGAAAGCACUUACAGAAAAGGUGAGGGAUGUUUUAAGUCUGACAACAUUUCUACAAUAUCCAUCCUAAAAGAUGUGCUUUCCAAGGAGGCUACGAAAAGGAAGAUUAAUCUCAACAUAUCAUAUGACAUAAAUGAAGAAUCUGUGAGGCACACAUUAAAGCUUAUCCACCCAAAAUUAGAGUACCAGCAACUGUUGGCCAAGAAGGUUCACUUAAUAGAUGCUUUGAGAGAAUUACAAGUUCAUGAAGGAAAUGUGGACUUCCUGCUACCAAAAUACCGCAGCAUUUUGGAAGAGGCAGAUGAGCUGCUCGAGGAAUACAAGAGACAACCUGCGCAUCUUGAGAGACUUUAUGGUAUGAUCACGGAUCUCUUCAUAGAUAAAUUUAAAUUUAAAGGCACCAAUGUGAAAAGCAAAGUUCCUCUUCUCCUCGAAACUCUGGAUGGCUGUGACCAAGACGGACUAAUUGCUUUCUUUGACGCUGCAGCCUGAUAAGGGAAAAGCUGGGUAAUUUUUCUUUUUUUUUUUAUUUUACUCAAGGCAGUUCAGUAUUCAGUCCAAAAGCACUUUUUAAGAAAAACACUAUGUUGUACUUCAGCUUCAUUUGUAUUUAUUAUCCUACUGAAUGCAGUAGUCACCUUUAGUUUAUAUCAGCUGUUAAGUGCACGCAGAGUAUCUACACCCACGAUGUUCCUGAGAGCUAAAGAAA